UGGACAGAACUGCCUGCCGUCAUAAAAGCAACACGGAAAACGAUUAAAAAAAAGUUAUGGAGCGAAGCCUAAUCGGAUCACGUCUGUUGCAUGCUGCUGCAUAGUUUUCAGAAUAAAAAAAAAAUCCACUGUGCUUCUGGAAAAAACAGGAGAGAGCGCAGAGCGCGCGACGAGGAGCAACGAGCAGAGUUUCUGUGUUUUGAAAGGAUCAGAUAACCGAUAACCGCUCAGUUCGGGGGAGGACCAGGUAUGUUUUCCCGUUUCUAAGGACUGCCUUGCUGAUGUCACCAUGGAGGAGUGCUGGCGAGUAGGACAGGUGCGCAGGGUGAAGUUGCCUCAGUAGGUUCGGAUGAGGAACUAUCAGUGACAGAGGAGUUUUUCAGCAGCUGAUGAACCUCGUAUAAGCCCAUUUUUUCACGUUUUCCUGUAUGUUUUUUUAAAUAACCUAUUUCCGUCAGUAUUGUCAAAUGUGCUGACGUUUCCUGAAGUCCAGAGUGGGAUAUAUGCUAUUUUUUCCCACGCUUUCCUGACAGGCACUGGUGCGCGCAAACUGCUGGACUCACCGGUUCCGUCCUGCUCUGUAACAAAUAUCGGAGUGUAACAGUGCGGGGGAAGCCACUGUUGUUUAUUAACCGCACAUUGCUGUGAACUGGGGUGUGGGAUCGAGACGCCCCAGCAUCAGAAUCAGCACUUUCCGCUUCAAUGCGACACUGACGCAGCUGGUCUCACAUUCCAGUCGCGGACAGGUGAUGCUCGGAUAAGUCAAUGGAAGGAUAUUUGAUUCUUAGGAGCAGCUGAGCGAAAAACAACAAGCAAACAAACAAACAAACCAAAAGACAAGAGUUGUUUUCCUUGAGAUGGAAUACAGCACAAGGCAGCAGCAUCAACUUCUCUAAUCGGCAAUGAUUUUUCCGUGCGUCAUUGCGUCUUAGGGUUUGAAGCGGUUGUUGCUUUGAAGGACAAUCGUUCUUGGACUUCCCUAUAGGUUUACAACAUCUACCAACAAUGUCCAAGACACUGAAAAAGAAGAAGCACUGGUCAAGUAAAGUGCAGGAGUGCACCGUCUCGUGGGGAGGUUCCGGGGAGCUGGUCACUGUAGCUGAGGUGCGAGGUGGCGCUGAGCUGGGAGAGUUCCCCUAUCUUGGACACAUAGUGUCGGAGGCGUUGGUGUGUCACGCCGGGAGGCUUCCAAGCAGUGGGGACGUUCUGCUGGAGGUUAAUGGCACUCCCGUGAGCGGACUCACAAACCGAGACACGCUGGCUGUCAUCCGCCACUUUCGGGAGCCAGUCCGCCUGAAGACUGUGAAACCAGGUAAAGUGUUGAAUACUGAUUUGCGUCACUACCUCAGUCUGCAGUUUCAGAAGGGCUCCCUGGACCAUAAGCUCCAGCAGGUGAUUAGGGACAACCUGUACCUGCGUACCAUUCCCUGUACGACUCGGCAGCCUCGAGAGGGGGAGGUUCCGGGAGUGGACUACAAUUUCAUCAGUGUGGCGGAGUUUCGUGAACUGGAAGAAAGUGGACUGCUGCUGGAGAGUGGCACCUACGAUGGCAACUAUUAUGGGACCCCUAAGCCCCCUGCGGAGCCGAGCCCUGUACAGCCAGACCUGGUGGACCAGGUUCUGUUUGAUGAGGAAUUUGACACGGAGGUCCAAAGAAAACGCACAACCUCGGUCAGUAAGAUGGACAGAAAGGACAGCGCUGCUCCAGAGGAGGAAGAGGAAGAAGAGAGGCCUCCUUUGGUCAACGGACUGACCGAGCACAAGGACAAAGCAGAGUGGAGGAAGACAGUGCCCAGCUACAACCAGUCAGCUGGGGCCAUGGACUUGCGCGUAUGGAACACAGAAGAUGAAAGUCAGGAGCCCUUGCCUAAAAACUGGGAGAUGGCCUACACAGAAACCGGCAUGGUCUAUUUCAUCGAUCAUAACAGCAAGACCACCACCUGGCUGGACCCACGUCUUGCCAAGAAAGCCAAGCCACCUGAGAAGUGCGACGAAGGAGAGUUGCCCUAUGGCUGGGAGAAGAUUGAGGAUCCACAAUUUGGCACAUACUACGUAGACCACAUCAACCAGAAGACCCAGUUUGAAAAUCCAGUAAUGGAAGCUAAGAGAAAGCUAAGUGUGGACACGCCCAUUGCAGCACCUCCACAAGCUGCUACGCCCUCAGGUUCCACAGCAGAGGAGCCUGGCAGGGGAAUGCGGGGGUUUACUCGAGAUCCGACUCAGUUACAGGGCAACAUACUUAAGACAGCACUUAGAAAAAGCCCCCAGGGCUUUGGAUUCACCAUUAUUGGCGGAGACCGACCUGACGAGUUCCUUCAGGUCAAAAACGUUCUGCCAGAUGGGCCUGCAGCACAUGACAAGAAGAUUGCCUCAGGUGACGUAAUUGUGGACAUUAAUGGGACAUGUGUGCUGGGAAAGACUCAUGCUGAUGUCGUGCAGAUGUUUCAAUCUAUCCCAGUCAAUCAGUAUGUGGACAUGGUCCUGUGUCGGGGCUACCCUCUGCCCGAGGACACCAGCAAUAGUGAGGAGGCAUCGAGCAACCUCAGUGCCUCUAAGGACACUUCUCCUUCCCCUUCGACACCACAAGAUCUCCAUUACACUGUCAACGAUGGAGCAACCCUUUCUCGGCAGACUGGGUCAGUGCCACCUAUGACCAACGGAGGACGCCACCACCAUCCUCAUCCCCAUCAACACCACCACCUUCCACAUGCCCUAAAUCAAGAAGGCCCUGACCCCACUCUAUUACAGCCGGAGCUGGUGAGUGUGCCCUUGGUGAAAGGACCGGGAGGUUUUGGCUUUGCCAUUGCGGAUUGCCCCCUGGGACAAAAGGUAAAGAUGAUCCUGGACGCCCAGUGGUGCCGCGGCUUGUUGAAGGGUGAUGUUAUCAAGGAGAUCAACAGACAGAAUGUCCAAACUUUGAGCCACUCGCAGGUGGUCGACAUCCUCAAAGACCUGCCUGUGGGCAGUGAGGUCAACGUGCUGGUGCUUAGAGGAGGUCAGACGUCUCCAGUGAAGUCACUGAAACCAUGCACAACUCCCAUGUCUCACGGAGUAGCCCAGCCUACAUCACACCAGGCACCUCAUUCUGUGCCCCAACAAAUGGUCCAUCCGUUCCCUCAGCCCACGAUGCAGCAGCAGAGGCAGGAGAUGAUCAGCAGCACAGAGACCCUAAGUCAGCCUGAGGCAUCCCCCAAUGCAUCAACUUUCUCCUCCAGCACCCUGCGCUCAGCUUCACCCAAACCAGAUGCAUCUGAGCUCUACCUCAAGUCCAAGGCCAUCUUAGACAGCAAGCCUCCUAAUACAAAGGACCUGGAUGUAUUCAUCAAAAGGAAUCAGGAGUCAGGCUUUGGCUUUAGAGUCCUUGGGGGCGAGGGACCAGAUCAGCCAGUUUAUAUUGGUGCCAUUGUGCCACUCGGUGCCGCUGAGAAGGACGGGCGCUUGCGGGCAGGGGAUGAGCUACUUUGUAUAGAUGGCGUGCCAGUCAAGGGCAAAUCCCACAAACAAGUGCUGGAGCUGAUGACCAAUGCUGCUCGUAAUGGCCAAGUCAUGCUUACAGUCCGCAGGAAACUAGCACACACAGAUGGUGGAGGAGAAGAUGACAGCAACCAGCAGCCCCAGCAGGUUGCAUCUGCUUUGGUCAACAGCUCUCCCAAGAUGCCUCGUACUGAAGCACCAAGCAUCAUCCAGCCUGCUCAGCCCACCCGCCCUGAGCGCUUUGAUGUUACUCUGCAGCGCAAAGACAACGAGGGCUUUGGUUUUGUCAUCCUCACGUCAAAGAACAAGCCCCCACCUGGAGUCAUACCUCACAAAAUUGGUCGUAUUAUUGAAGGCAGCCCUACAGACCGUACAGGUCAAAUGAAGGUGGGAGACCGUAUUUCUGCUGUCAACGGCCGGUCCAUCAUGGAGCUUUCACACAACGAUAUUGUCCAACUCAUCAAGGAUGCUGGAAACAUUGUCACUCUUACUGUUGUGCCUGAAGAUGACAGCGCUCCUCCGUCUGGAACAAAUUCAGCCAAGCAGAGCCCUUCGGCACAACACAGAGCUGUAGGCCAACAGCCUCCCAGCUACCAAGACAGGAAUGGUGACUCCGAGGCUAAGAAUCAUCUUUCACCAAGAGAUGGGACAGGAACUCUCAUUCCAUCGGGCCCUAAGCAGGGCUGCUUUGUGGUGGAGCUGGAACGCAGCCAGAGAGGCUUCGGCUUCAGUCUGAGAGGAGGGAAAGAGUAUAACAUGGGGCUGUUCAUUCUUCGUCUGGCCGAGGAGGGACCCGCUCUUAAAGAUGGCAGGAUACAUGUUGGAGAUCAAAUAGUGGAGAUCAAUGGCGAGGCCACACAGGGCAUUACACACACUCGGGCAAUUGAGCUGAUCCAAGCAGGAGGCAAUAAAGUUCAUCUACUUCUCCGACCUGGCCAGGGCUUGGUCCCGGAUCACAGUUCAAAGGACAAAGUAAUCAUUCCAACCUCAAGCUUUCCCAGAUUCUCUGUAUCUGACGGGCAGUCGUCUCCAGCUUCUCCAUCCUCUGUCUCCCUCUCUACCUCUGAACUUUCCCCAUCCUCACCCAAAAUAUCUGCCCCUGAUGAGUUCCCUGGGGGUGACAGCAUAGAACGUGGGUCCCCUGGUGCUGCGAGGGAGCAUGGUAGGCAGGCUAACAAACCAAGAGGACAGCAGCUCUCUGACCCUAACCACAAGCGCACCACCAGCCCAAGCACCCAGACCAAUAAAACAAGCAGGAGUGACUCCGCAAGUGGUAGCCCCAGAAGAGCCACUGAAGGCCAAAGGGAGCACAUAGAUCGCUCCCAGAGCCCUCGAAAAAAAGACCAAGGCCACAGUGGAUCCCUGGAGGACAUGAGCAAGGACAGAAAAGCCCAGGGACAGAGAGGCUCCAAGUGGGAACGUGACCCUGCCGUGCCUUUGAGCAACCUGGAGGAGACUCACAGCCCCAGGCGCCCAGCUGGCCAAAAGCCCAAUAUUGCCUCUGGAGAAGAGAAGGACCUGAGGUACAAGCAGGCUGAUUCAGCUUACUGGCAGGAAAGAGGAGCUACAGAGAGUGGAGACAAAACCUGGGGAACCACUGAUUACUACAGAAAGGCAAAGAGGGCUGAGCAAGUGGGGUCAGACGCUGAUGGCGGCACACUGAACCGAAAGACCGGAAGAGACAAACGGGACAAGGAACAUCGAGAUGGCAAGUACCAUGGUUCAACUGAAGAAGUGAAUAAAAAAGACCCACGAGGUUCAAACAGUAGCAUCCCAGACCCCAGCUGCAAUGGGAACACUACCAGCAAGAAGGGUCCCAUCACCCCGGGCCCGUGGAAAGUUCCCAGUUCUGCCAAGAUCCAGUCCCGAGUGGACACCACAUAUGCAGAUAUCUGAAACCCUGCCAGGACUCUGCAUAUAUAAAGAAAAAGCUGAGCCUCAAACAUGGAUUCAGAAUUGAAGGAUUGUUUUUUUAGACAUGUCUGACAUAGCAGAUCACUGUGCAACCAGCAACAUAGCUUCUCAUUGCUCCUGAUUUUUUUUUCUCCAACCAGUUUGCCUACAUCAGUUUGCACCAAGCUGCUGAUAUCUGAUCCGACACACAUGUUGUACCUACAUGAGUAUUGUACUGUAUAAUGAUGUGUAAGCAUGUGUGUAACAGAUGGGCUCUGAGUGAGGUAUUUGGAAGUAACAAUGACGUCUAUUUUGUGCCAAUCAGAGACUCCGGUAAUAUAAAGAAGCUGCUCCUAAUUGCACUCACUGUGAGACUGUUUGUGGGUUUUUUGGAUACACUGCUCUCCUCCCCACCACGAUGAAGGAUCCAGAUUUUUUAUUUUUAUUUGUUUGUUUGUUUUGGGUGUUUUUUUUUUUUUUUUUUAUUGUGUGUGUCACGUUUGAAGGUUUAAAGGCAUACACAUGCAAUCACAGCUUUUCUUCCAGGUGAGACUAACUCACUGUUGCUGUCACAAAUGGAUGUUUUAAAAAGUGAGACUUGUGAUUUUCUCUGAAUGCUGUCUUAAAAGCAAAAACUGUCUUGUAAGUCCUUUAUGGUUUGUUUUUUGAGACCGACUAGAGUUGUGAAUCGUCUGUGUGACUGCAUUCAUACAUGCGAAGAUAUGAAUCCCCUUAGCAUAUCAGAGAAUGGAAAGACUACCCUGGAGCUUUAUAUGCAUAAAUCAGCAGACCAGAUACUUGUGGUUAUAGUUCUGUUUGUUAUAUGUGUGUUAAUGAAAAUAAAGCAUAAUGUAAUUUAUUGAAAUUAAAUGUACACAGAACAGUUAGUACACAUAAUUUCACUUUUCACGUGGACUUGAUGAGGAAAGGUAGAAAUGGAACGUGUAGAUAAGCAUCUCCAUCUAAAAGAAUACAUUCAGAGACUGCAGUUUAUGCAUCUAAUUUCAUACAAGCCUGAUUCAUAAAGUUGCUGACUGUUCACAGCUCUGUAUUUUAGGUCCUCUGCCUGCGUGUAUGUAUACAAGCUGACUUGUAGGCCUGUGUAUUUUAAAUAUCACUGUAGCAUCGACUAUACUGAAAAUGAAACGUAUCUCAUUUAACAAAGUGGUUACACAUAUAUUGACACAUAUUAUACAUGAAUUGAAUUAACAGAGGCUGAGUGUAAGAAGUGAGACAUCUGCCUUUUAACUUACUAAAAACAUCAGAAGAUAUGUGUUUUUGUUACCAUAAACUUAGGCACAAAAACGGAUAAUUCCAACACAAAUAUCUAUUUUUGAUCAUUGCUUUUGUUUAGUACAUGACCCCCAUGAUUUAAGUAGUAUAGUAUUGAUAUUAUGCUCCAUUAUAAGCCAGAUGCCCGAAGAAUUUACCAAAUGUCGCCCUUUGGUGAUUGAACAUAUAGUGCAUGAAAUUGGCAAUACCAUUUCUUUAGGAGUCUGGCUUGAAAUUACAAUCUAAGGUUUGUCAACUUUAUUUUUUAAUAAAUUCAGUGUAAUAAAAAAAAGUUAUUGGGAUAAGUUGCCCUGCUCUAAAGUGAAAAUGUAGCAUCGUUCCAAUGUUUCUCCUGUGGAGUAGAGACACCUAGUGGUUCAUACACUGCUGUUCACAAGCAAUUUAUUGCUUGAACCCAACCCAUAAGGAUGUGAAGCAGUAAUACAUGCAUCUGUGGGUCUGUAAGACAACUGCUUAAUUUAUUGUCCACUUUAUUGUGACUAUGAUGCGAUACUGUAUUAAUUACUGUUCAUGCCAUUACCAUGUAUGAUACUGUGGCCUUGUAUUGCUCCAACAUAUAUACAUAUAUAUAAAUAUAUAAAAAAAACUUUUAGUUUUACAUCAUGGUAGUUGUAAAUGUUUAUAAAUUGUACAGCACCUGUAUAAAUAUUUGCCUUCAUGCAGGAAAAAAAAAUCCUCUGUAAAUUGUUUCAUUAUUUUUUUAAGGGAAGGGAACCGAGAGGAAAUGCUAUAAAGUGGUUGAAAAGAAAUAAUAAUCUGGUCAUGGCAUUUUGUUCAUGCACUGAUAAAUAAAGGUUUACUGAUUAA
Molecule: messenger RNA, 7467 nt
Organism: Oreochromis niloticus (Nile tilapia)
Lineage: Eukaryota; Metazoa; Chordata; Actinopteri; Cichliformes; Cichlidae
Gene: magi3a
Product: membrane associated guanylate kinase, WW and PDZ domain containing 3a
Exons: 21
Coding region: 1006-5370 (1454 amino acids)
Biological process (GO): signal transduction
Cellular component (GO): cell-cell junction; cytoplasm
Molecular function (GO): protein binding
Source: RefSeq, a predicted model, not a curated record